AUGGGCAUGACGUCGGCCAUCAGUUUGGCGGAACCGAAGACGGAAGACCACACCAAGACGGUGGAGCUGCAGAAGGCGCUCGAGCCGUACAACGUGUUUGAGGACGAGUCCAAGCUGAACCACCGGAUGGAGAUUCUGUCCAAGCUGAAAACGCUGGUCAAGCAGUGGGUGCGCAAUGUGUCCAUCUCGAAGAACAUGCCGGAAGUGCUGGCCGAGAAGCUCGGCGGGAAGAUCUACAAGGGGACAAAUAUUGACGCGUUGUGCGUGGCGCCGCGCAACAUCGAACGGCAGGACUACUUUGGGUCGUUCUUCGAGCUGCUGAAGAAACAACCCGAGGUAACGGGGUGCCGCGCCGUCGAGGAGGCGCUUGUGCCGGUCAUCAACAUGAACUUUGACGGCAUCAAGAUUGAUUUGCUGUUUGCGCGGUUGGCGCUGAAGGAGAUUCCGGACAACUUUGACCUGCGCGAAGAUAUGCUGCUGAAGAAUCUGGACCCCAAGUUGGUGCGCAGUCUGAACGGGUGCCGCGCCACCGACGAGAUCCUACGGCCGGUGCCCAACAUUGACAACUUUCGGCUGGCGCUGCGUUCGAUCAAGCUGUGGGCGAAGAAGCAUGGAAUCUACUCCAACUCUUUGGGUUACUUUGGGGUAUGCUGGGUGUCGUGGGGUAUGCUGGUGGCCAGGACGUGUCAGCUCCCGAAUGUCGUCGCGGCCACGCAGGUACACAAGUUCUUUCUGGUGUUUUUGCGCUGGAAGUGGCCCCACCCGGUGUUCCUGAAGCGGCCGGACACCGUGAAUCUGGGCUUUCAAGUGUGGGAUUCGCGGGUGAACGUGCAGGACCGGUUCCACCUGAUGUCGAUCAUCACGCCGGCAUAUCCGCAGCAAAACUCGACCUUCCACGUGUCUAGCUCGACGCGGAAGGUCAUGCUGAACGAGUUCAACAACGGCAUGCAGAUCACGGACGAAAUCAUGCUCGGCAAGGCUGGCUGGGACUAGCUGUUUGAGGCGCCGAGCUUCUUCUUCAAGUAUCGCUACUUUAUCGUACUGCUGGUGACCUCGAACAACACCGACGACCACCUCGAGGAGUCCAAGAUCCGCUACCUAAUCCAGAACCUGGAGCGAAUCCUGCACAUCAACCUGGCCCACGUCAACCCGAAGUGCUUCGAGCAGCAGGAGUAAAACCAAAAGGACGACGGCGGCGAGGGCGCAGACAACACUCUGCUCGCUCUGGUUCAUGGGGUCAGAGCGGUCAGGGACCUGAACGUGGACCUGACCGAAAGCAUCCAGAACUUUACCGAUGCCGUGCACAAACAUGCAUUGCGUUGAUCGAUUCUACA
This is a messenger RNA of Culex quinquefasciatus (southern house mosquito), 1334 nucleotides long. RefSeq names its product poly(A) polymerase alpha-like. The transcript has 2 exons. NCBI's taxonomy places the organism in Eukaryota, Metazoa, Arthropoda, Insecta, Diptera, Culicidae. Gene Ontology annotation, molecular function: RNA binding; poly(A) RNA polymerase activity. The record is from RefSeq and is a predicted model, not a curated record. Gene Ontology annotation, cellular component: nucleus.